Prorocentrum cordatum is the source of this 810-nucleotide messenger RNA. The record is from the annotation of a GenBank genome assembly. NCBI's taxonomy places the organism in Eukaryota, Dinophyceae, Prorocentrales, Prorocentraceae.
CGCUGGGCGCCCGCCGCCAUGGCGUUCCAGCAGCUGCUCUCGGGGCUCGCGGAAGAGCACCGCAAGCUCGAGCAGGAGAGGAACGAGCUCUCCGAGGAGCUCUCCCGGCUGCGGCGGGAGUCGCGCAGCAGCCCGGGGAGCCGCCCCCUGCCCCUGCAGGCGCUGCCUGGCCAGGUGCCGCCGCCCCCGCAGGGGGCCGAGGAGGCCGGCCUCGUGGCCGUGCGGGCCGUCUCCGGGCGCCAGCUGCGGCGCGAGGCGCCGGAGGCCGAGGCCUCCGCGGCGCACUUCGUCUCGGUGAGCCUCGAUGGGGGCCCGUCGGCCACGAGCUCCACGCAGCCGGGCCCCGAGGCGGCGUGGCGGUGCUUCGCGGCGGGGCUGCCGGCGCAGGCGCACCACCGCACGCUGAUGCUGGAGGUGCUCGCGCACCAGGGCGAGGGCGUGCCUCCCGUGAGCGUGGGGAGCACCUCCGUCGAGUUCCGUUGCCUCUCGCCGGGGAGGUGGGAAAAGAGGACAGAAGCGCUCCCGUCCAAGGGCGGGCUGGUAGAGUUCGAGGUGAGUUGGCAGCCAUCGGAGGGCGGCGGCGGCGGCGGCGCAGAAACCCACAGCAUGGGCGGAAUACACAAGGCGCCAGACUCCCGCCGCAACAGUACGACAAAAACGCACUUGGGAGUCCAGAGCACCUCGAUGGGAAACUACUUGCUCGACGAGGGGGAGAUGAUGAACAGAGCCAGGCAGAAGGCGCGCUUUCCGGGCUGGCGGGUUUGGCCUGAACGUGUCGCAGCAGUACGCCUACACAGUCACCGCCGAUAA